Molecule: messenger RNA, 1032 nt
Organism: Closterium sp. NIES-65
Lineage: Eukaryota; Viridiplantae; Streptophyta; Zygnematophyceae; Desmidiales; Closteriaceae
Source: the annotation of a GenBank genome assembly
AUGUUCAGCAUCGAUAAGAAGCAACCGGACCAGCACAAGCAGCAAAUGGUAGUAGUGAGCAUCUGCCUCGCCAUCGAGCAGCAACAGAACAGGUGUGACAAGGACGGGGAAGGCGACGACGACGAGGAGGAAGAGGGCAGGGAGGAGGAAGACGACGACGAGGAGGACCAGGACGAGGAGCUGGAGCAGGAGCAGGAGCAGGAGGAGAAGGAGGAAGAGAAGGAGGAAGAGGAGGAGGAGGAGGAGGAGGAGGAGGAGGAGGAGGAGGAGGAGGAGGAGGAGGAGGAGGAGGAGGAGGAGGAGGAAAAGGAGGAGGAGGAGGAGGAGGAAGAGGAGGAGGAGGACGAGGAUGAGGAGAAAGACGAGGAGGAGGAGGAGGAGGACAUCACCAUGGAGCAGCAACAGAACAGGGGUGACAACGACCAGGAGGGCGACGACAACGAGGCGGAGGAGGACAAGGACAAGGAGGAGGAGGAGGGGGAGGAGGAGGAGGAGGAGGAGGAGGAGGAGGAGGAGGAGGAGGAGGAGGAGGAGGAGGAGGAGGAGGAGGAAGACGACGAGGACCAGGACGAAGAGCAGGAGCAGGAGCAGGGGCAGGAGGAGGAGGAGGAGGAGGAGGAGGAGGAGGAGGAGGAGGAGGAGGAGGAGGAGGAGGAGGAGGAGGAGGAGGAGGAGGAGGAGGAGGAGGAGGAGGACAAGGAGCAGGAGGAGGAGGAGGAGGAGGAGGAGGAGGAGAAGGAGGAGGAGGAGGAGGAGGAGGAGGAGGAGGAGGAGGAGGAGGAGGAGGAGGAGGAGGACAAGGAGGAGGACGAGGAGGAGGAGGAGGGCGACGAGAAAGAAGACGACAACGAUGAGGUGGAGGAAGACGAGGAGGAGGAGGAGAACGAGGAGGAGGAGGAAGACGAGGAAGAGGAGGAGGAGGAGGAGGAGGAGGAGGAGGAGGAGGAGGAGGAGGAGGAGGAGGAGGAGGAGGAGGAGGAGGAGGAGGAGGAGAACGAGGAGGACGAGGAGGAGGAGGAGAAGGAGGAGUAG